AUCGCAUCCCCUAAUUCGAACAGAAGUGAACUCUUCGAAGUAAACAUGGCCGCCGGCGGAAGAUUUGCACGAAGGGUUUUAAAAUAUUUUGCUCAUUAUGACUGAAGAUGUCUGUCUCGGACCUUCUUACAUCAUUAGGGCCAUAGCUGUACACACGGAAGCCCUACAUGAACAGCUCCCGACGUUCCAACCAUGGCCGACACGGAGGAAACGUACGAGGAGCGGCAGGAGAACGAGGUGGAACUUCUCUCCGCUGUUUACGUUGACGACUUCAAGGAUUUGAGGGACCAAGAUGCUUGGAAGAUAAAGCGAGCACCUGAAGUGUGCUUGACCCUGGUACCACAGCAGAGCAUGCACGGCACAGCAGAUGUGUACGCUAAAGUAGACCUGCACAUCAAAUGCCCUCCCAACUACCCAGAUGUGGAACCAGAAUUAGACUUGAAGAACAGCAAAGGUUUGUCAGAUGACAACUUAAGGCAACUGAAACAUGAACUGCACAAAAUGGCCCAACAGAACCUGGGAGAAGUGAUGUUACUAGACCUCGCGCAGCAUGUGCAAACCUUCCUCCAUGCCCACAACAAGCCACCCCGAGGUUCCUUCUAUGAAGAGAUGAUGUCUAACAAGCGCAGACAGGAGGAGAAGGUGGCCAGGGAGAUACAGAAGAAACUUGAUGUGCAAAAGAGAAUACAGGAGAAGGAGAGGAGAGAGCUGGAAGAGGAAAUCACCAGGAGACAGGAGAUAAUCAAGGAAGAAAUGAGGAAAAGAAGAAACCAGAAGAUGGAGCGGGAAGAUGAAAUAGACAAUGGCAACAGUUCUUCAGAACAAGUCAGCCCCAAGACAAGCCUGUCCGAGUCUCCUUCCACAGAGAACCUGUCCCAGAGGAGACAAGGCUCUCCUAUCAAGGAGACUCCCACCAGAACCAGGUCCCAGAGUGGUGGUGGGGAGAGACAGCAGUCACAGGACAGACUGACAGUCAUCAGGAGACAGAGGUCCAUCUCAGAGAGCAACUCUGAACCCCUGGAACAUCAGAAGUACACGGGACCUCAGGUCCUAGUCUUUACAACAAGAGGGGAGAGGUCCGUCUGUAAGGGAAGGUGUAUUGGAGCAGGUCCCAGGAGCAGUGGCAGCCUGGUGUACGUGGGUAUGGACAACAGCUCCGGACAGGUGGUCGCCAUCAGGGAGUGGGUACUGAAGUGGGCACACGUCAGCAGGAAACAGGCCUCUGAGCACAAGGACAUAGCCAGAUGUCUCAAACAGCUGUCCAGCUGUGAGCAGGAGCUGCUGAGUUUACUGAAGCUUGACCACCCUGGUCUGGUGAGGAACCUCGCCAUGAGACACAGUCAACAUCAGAACACUAUCACAGUACAGCUGCUGAUGGAGUAUGUAGGGGGAGGGCACCUGGCCAGCUGUAUCAGCAAUGGCAUGCCAGUGCACCUGUCAGUCCUGCACAGCUACACAGAGCAGCUGCUGGACACACUGCAGUACCUGCACAACAAGUCAGUGGUGCAUAAGGACCUCAGGCCAUCAAGUGUGUUCUUGGAUAGUACAGGGCAUCUGGCAGUGGCUGACUACAGUAUAGAGAAAAGGUUUGGAGACCUGUACACGGCUGUGAAUACUGGCCAUGGGGGAGUCAGGUUCAGUGAUGACAAAGUGCAGGCACGACCCAGUAAAAGAGAAGACAUCCUCAGGCUGGGAAUGCUGAUCCUAAGUUUGCACUUGGGUGAAGAAGUUACAGAGUAUCCUGUCAAGAUUCCUUCUGAUUUGCCUUCUGAUUUUCAAGACUUCAUCUCAAGAUGCUGUGAGACUGAUGAGAGGGCCAGGUGGUCCACCCAACAACUACUGGACCAUCCCUUCCUCAAACCCACUGUGGCAGAUGUCCUUACUCAGGCUGACAACAACCAAGCUCCAUCUAACCAAGGUGGGCCAGGUGUGCAGGAGGAGGACUCCCCAGCUGACACCUCAGGUGUGGACCCGUCGGACCUGUCCUGGCAGUCCAGGUCACGGCUGCACAAUGAGUUUGAAGAGCUGGAGUGGCUGGGGAAGGGAGGCUUUGGGGAUGUCAUUAAGGUGAAAAACAAGCUGGAUGGGUGCAUGUAUGCCAUCAAACGUAUCCCACUGGACCCCAAGAGUAAAGCAUUCAACAGGAAGAUCACACGGGAGGUCAAACUGCUGUCCAGACUCAACCAUGAGAAUGUGGUCAGGUACUAUAACUCAUGGAUAGAGCGGAUAGAGCUGGACUCAGAGGAUGACCCAGGCAGGUUCACACCAUCGUCAGAAUUUACCCAGAGUCCUGCUGACCAGGGAAAGGCUCACAAACAGGAGAUGUUCUUGAAGAACCACAUGAGCAUGUCUGAUGACAUCGAGAGGCUGGCCCCACAGAUCCCGGCAGACUCUGUGGAGUGGAGCACGUCUGUGGACCGCAGCAGCAGCAGGAGGAUGGAGGAUAGUGAGGAGGACAGCAGCUCCAGUGAUGAGGAGGAUGUGUUCGGGACAUCCUUUCUACCAGACCCUGACUCUGAUGACUCAUCUGAUGGUGUUGUGUUUGAGCACAGCUUCAGGAAUCCUGACUUUGUGGGUGUAGAUGACGAUGAUGAUGAGUCAGACCAGGAGUCACAGCUCUUUGAGCCUUCCUUUUCCACACUGUCACUGGCUGUGAAAAGCAGCCACAAGAAGAAGAAGAGGAAGACAGCUCAGAAUCUGGAUGAUGAUGAUGAUGAUGUGGAUACAGCCCAACAGAAGCCAUGCUUCAAAUCAAUCCUGUACAUGCAGAUGGAGUACUGUGAUAAGAGCACCCUGAGGAACAUCAUUGAUGCAGGACUGUACAAGGAUGAGAAGAGAGUGUGGAGACUGUUCAGGGAGACCCUGGAAGGGCUGGCACAUAUACAUGAACAGGGCAUGAUUCAUAGAGACUUGAAGCCAGUCAAUAUUUUCUUAGACUCCAACGACCAUGUGAAGAUCGGAGACUUUGGUCUUGCUACUUCUCACACCUUUGGAAAGGGAAACCAAAUUUUGGAGACCCCUCUCCAGGCUCUACAUGAGAUCACAGGGUCAUCUUCACUGUCAGGUGAUUUAGGAAGUGGUGGUUUGACAGGAAAGGUGGGUACUGCCUUGUACAUCAGCCCUGAACUCUGCCUACCAUCACCCAAGAUAACAUACAACCAGAAAGUGGACAUGUACAGUCUGGGCAUCAUUUUCUUUGAGAUGUGUUACCAGCCCCUGACCACUGGUAUGGAGAGGGUGCAGAUCAUUGGGAACCUGAGAAUGGAAUCUGUCCAGUUUCCAGACGACUUUGAUGAAGUACAAAUGCCAGGGCAGCACCACAUCACGCGAUGGCUGCUGGACCACGACCCCGGGAAGAGACCGACCGCCCGAGAGCUGCUCCAGAGCGAGUACCUGCCCCCACCCCAGAUGGAGGACUCCCAGCUGGGGGAGGUGCUGAGACACACCCUGUCUAACACACAGUCACUCGCCUACAGGAGACUCAUGUCUGAGCUCUUCAGCCAGCCUGUCACAGCCAUAGCUGACUACACAUUUGACAUGGACAUUUACAAGGGCCAGUUCUCCACAUCUUCUGUUCUUGUCCAACGUUUGGUUGAGGAUAAGAUUGCCUCCAUAUUCCAGAGACAUGGAGGUACCAAGGUGCACACUGCCUUGCUGAUGCCCAAGACUAAGCUGUAUGAGCAGAGUGACAUGUGUGCUAACAUGAUGGACCCUGGGGGGUGUCUGCUGGGACUGCCCUUUGAUCUCAGGGUACCAUUUGCAAGAUUUUUAGCAAGAAACAAUGUCACAAGUUUAAAAAGAUAUUCCUUAGGAAGAGUGUACAGAGGGAAGAAGCUUUUAGGCAGCCAUCCCAAGGAACUGUGGGAAUUUGCUUUUGACAUCGUCACUCCUUCAGGAAAUAGUCAGAUACCAGAUGCAGAGGUGCUCCAUGUGGUCAGCGAGGUCAUCAAUGAGUUUCCACCACUCCAGGAGAGGAACUAUGUAAUCCGACUGAACCACACGUCCAUCCUGACUGCCAUCCUGACCCACUGUGGGGUCCCAGAGGACAUCCACAUGGAGGUCUACUCCAUUCUCAGGGAAGCAAAGGUGGAGAAGUUGAGAAAGCUGCAAGUGCAAACAAGACUGUGCAGUCUGUCCUUGUCAGACCAAACCGUUGAAUGUCUGUUCAGAUAUGUGGAGCAGGAGGGACCUGUUAAUAAGAUAUCCAGUCUCCUCAAAUCUCUCACAAAGAACAAGGGGCAGGUGGGUGCCUUGGCUAAACAAGGUCUUCACGAGUUACAGACCAUCAUUUCACAUGCUGAGACACUGGAGGUCAAGCAGCAGAUGAUCGUGUCCCUUGGUCUUGUGUACAACGUGCACCAUUUCUGUGGACUGGUGUUCCAGUUCAUGGCUGAGACUCCCAAGUCUAAGAAGAGAGUGGGGAUGGAUGUGUUGGCUGCAGGGGGCCGAUACGACAAACUGAUCUCACAGUUCAAGAGGCCGUCCAUGACCAGUGUGCCAGGCCCUGCUGCAGUGGGUGUCAGCAUUGCCUUUGAGAAGGUGGUGUCAGCAGUCUCCGAUCACACAGAAAGUGGCCAGGUGCCCAGUACCUGUGACAUCCUGGUGUGUACGAUCGGUAGGAGCUCCCUGCUGAAGGAGAGGAUGCGGGUGGUGAGAGAUCUGUGGGCAGCAGGCCUCAGGGCAGAGAUCCUCUAUGACUCCAUGCAGUCUCCAGAGGAAAUCCAGGACCACUGUAAACAGGCAGGUAUCCUGCACAUGGUCAUCCUCAACAUCAAGGACCAUGAAAGUGACAUGGUCAGGGUGAGAUCUUUUGACAAAGACAAGGUGGUGGAGAAGAAGGUAUCAGUGUCUGAUCUGGUGGAGUGUCUACAGCAGAAACUCCUGGCAGGAAAACAAGAGUCGUCAGAUACUGGGCAGAGCAACACAGGCAAGAGUAGUGGCACAUCAGGUGCUGAUGAACCCAACUCAAACAAGUUGAAGAGCGGACCACCCAUCAAUGUAACCUUUAUUCCACUGGACAAGCUGUCGUCCAACAAUAGGAGAAGAUUUGAGGCUCAGAUAAUGUCUCGACUACAGCCGGUGCUUCAGGGUACCAUUGCACCUAAGACUGUAGUGGAGGUUGUGGCAGUGGAGCUACAGUCCCAGCUUGUGAAGACAAUUGCUGCAACUCUUGAGUUUGAUGAUGAGGAUGUGUUUGAAGAGAGCAUGCACACCCUGAUGUCCAAACAGCCCAAGCAGAAGAAGUACCUGUCUCGUAUCUGUGAAACCAUCCGGGAAGUCAAGAUAGAUGCUGUGGUUCCUGUGUCAGUGUUGUUCAGCUACAAAGAUGACUACUACAGGCUGCUGUUUUGAGUACCCAGUACCCUUGCUGCUACAGUACUGUGUAAGUUAGACAUAACAACAGAAUGCUGUAUUGUGAUAGCCUUGUGCUACAAUAUGCCAGUAUAUGUUAAGAUGUUUGGACAUCAGAUUUGAAAAAGAAGCAGAUCACUUGUUGAAAAUGUCUUUUUUUUAGAACUUCAUAGAUGUACUUUUUACUUAGUUUUUAAUUGCCCACUCCAAAUGCUCAAGGUAGACCAUACAGGGGCUAAACUUUACAGGUUUGUAUCAUUUUAUAGGGGUUGUUUCAAGCGUACCCUUAAUUUGGCUACAUUCUCAUCAAACAUAAACUGUCCUCACACAAGCACGUAACUGACAGUAAGGGUAUGAUGAAGUUACAAAAGAAAUGUUGCAUUUAGUUUUACCUGGCUUUUAUGUGACAUUGUGCUAUUGCUAUGCAAGUCCCAGUGCCUACCUCUCCAUUCAGUAUGUAUCAUUUACAUGGGUGGAUCCUCUGAUAUAAUCUUCAAGCAAAUGUAAGGAUCAAGCUCAUUCUCAGUUUUUUUAUUGUUACUUUUGGUUGUACUUGUCUAAUUUUCAUGAAUGGAACAAUUUGUUACUAGAGACCUCCCAGGCAAUGGAAAGAGGUCCUUCUUCUGACUGCAAUAUGCAAAAUUGUUUUGAAACUGUUUGGAAGCUGUGGUUGAGGAUUAUCAGUAGUCUCCUCAAAACUAAAUUUUUUUCUAGUGUAAAAAAUGAUGUUGAUUAAUGUAUGUGCAAAGUAUGAAUUGCAGAUUACUGUCCAUGAUUUAGCAGAUAAGCUGCUUUUGUUUCCAUGUGCCAAGUUGGGAUAGGGGAUGAUAUUUAUCAGAUACAAAUGUACAAUCAGAGCCUGUGCCAUAGAGAGGGUAUAUCACUAUACUGUACCAAAUUAUGCUAAGACAUUGGGCUAAUCGAAAAAUCGAUGUACAAUGACAAAGAAUUCAUAUGAAAAAGAUAUUUGCAGUGAUAAAGGAUCUUUGCGCUUAUUUUGCCAAUUACAUUUUUUUUAAAUUGCAAGAAAUUGGGGCCAAUUGGCACUGGUUUAUGCCGCUUAGUGAAGGCCUUUUACUAUCUUACAAAAUUUGGUACAGUCCAGUGAAAUACCCACUUUAUUGGUCAUUUUGUAUUGCAAAGUUUAAAUGUGAAUCAUCACUAUUAGAACCUUUGUAUUCAGGAAGACCAAUUAGAAAAGUAAGUACACUAGUUGCCAGUAUGCAGAGAUAGUUUAUUUUUUAUCAGACAGUCAUGAGAAUAAACUUAUCUCUUCCAGAA
Messenger RNA from Branchiostoma floridae (Florida lancelet), 6633 nucleotides. Its product is annotated as eIF-2-alpha kinase GCN2-like. Lineage: Eukaryota; Metazoa; Chordata; Leptocardii; Amphioxiformes; Branchiostomatidae. The transcript is spliced from 47 exons. The record is from RefSeq and is a predicted model, not a curated record. Gene Ontology annotation, molecular function: protein binding; ATP binding; eukaryotic translation initiation factor 2alpha kinase activity. Gene Ontology annotation, biological process: regulation of translational initiation by eIF2 alpha phosphorylation; DNA damage checkpoint signaling. Gene Ontology annotation, cellular component: cytosol. The coding region runs from base 193 to 5352 and encodes 1719 amino acids.